Carica papaya (papaya) is the source of this 1874-nucleotide messenger RNA. It is a transcript of the gene LGT8, whose product is annotated as glucosyl transferase family 8. The record is from RefSeq and is a predicted model, not a curated record. NCBI's taxonomy places the organism in Eukaryota, Viridiplantae, Streptophyta, Magnoliopsida, Brassicales, Caricaceae. Gene Ontology annotation, molecular function: glycosyltransferase activity. Gene Ontology annotation, cellular component: Golgi apparatus.
GGAAGAAAAGUAAGGGAGAAUCUCAUAUUAGUAGCCAAAUUCGUUUUCUUUCUUCCAUUACAGCCCAAUACCCCCUCCCUCCCCUCUCUCUCUCUCUCUCUUUCUCUCUGGCAGAGAGAAGAAAAAGAAGAAUACCGCGUCUGGUUAAUUAGAUUACAAGAAUUUUAACCAAAAACGCGUUGAGUUUUCCUUUCUCUCCUUUCUGCUUCCACGUAUUAUCCCUCAAAUUUUCUAGGACUGUCCCUAUCUGGGUUCUUCUACUUUUCUUUUCGAUGCCAAUGGAAAGUGAAGUUCAAUAAACUCCAUUGAAGGGCAUCCCUGUUAUUACAUUGUUUUCGCUGUCAAGAACUCAUAGUCAAGAGUUUCUUGGAGAAAGAAGGGGUUGAUAAUGCAGAUUCUUUCCCGGCUGUACGCCACCAUUUUAAUCCUCCUAUUGGUGUCUCUGGUUCUUCCGCCAUUUUGCCUCGGGAUUCGCUCCAUCCCGACGGUCUCCGUCGACGGCGGGGCCGACGGGUUCGACUCUCGAUUCGCUGAGGCGCCGGACUACCGUAACGGGGCGGAGUGUCCACGGCCGACAAAUCGGGAUUUUGCAUCUUCCUGCGACACGUCGCUGGUCCACAUCGCCAUGACCCUCGAUUCUGAAUAUCUCCGUGGCUCCAUCGCAGCAGUCCACUCGGUCCUGCGCCACGCGUCGUGCCCAGAAGAUAUUUUCUUCCACUUCAUCGCUGCCGAGUUCGACCCAGCGAGCCCUCGGGUUCUGAGUCAACUCGUUCGAUCCACGUUCCCUUCCCUCAACUUCAAGGUCUACAUAUUUAGGGAGGACACCGUCAUCAACCUCAUCUCGUCAUCCAUCCGUCAAGCCCUGGAGAACCCGCUGAACUACGCUAGAAACUAUCUCGGAGACAUCCUUGAUUUCUGCGUCGAGCGAGUUAUUUACCUUGACUCAGACCUGAUCGUGGUAGACGACAUUCACAAACUGUGGAACACGACGUUAAGUGGGUCGCGAGUAAUCGGUGCGCCCGAGUACUGUCACGCCAACUUCACAAAGUACUUCACCUUUAAUUUCUGGUCAGACCCGGCAUUGACCCGGGUAUUUUCUUCUAGAAACCCUUGUUAUUUCAACACGGGGGUGAUGGUGAUGGAUUUGGUGAGGUGGAGAGAAGGGAGUUACAGGAAGAGGAUAGAGAACUGGAUGGAAAUUCAGAGAAAGAGGAGGAUUUACGAGUUGGGUUCUCUGCCUCCAUUCUUAUUGGAGUUUGCGGGUAAUGUGGAAGCCAUUGGUCAUGAAUGGAACCAGCAUGGACUGGGUGGGGAUAAUGUGAGGGGAAGUUGCAGACUGCUGCACCCUGGUCCGGUGAGUUUGCUGCAUUGGAGUGGGAAAGGGAAGCCAUGGGUGAGACUGGAUGCUAAGAAGCCAUGUCCAUUGGAUCAUCUUUGGAAGCCUUACGAUCUUUACAAGCCAAAUAGCAAGAGAGUGAAGGAUCAGUCACCGGGUUAUAUUUCACCUUCUUCCUCAUUGAAGAUUGAGCAUUACAGUUACUUGUGAGAAUGAUUCUUUCUUGUUGGGUUCAUCUCUUUUGUUGUUACAUUGUUGCAGAGAUUCUUUGAUAGGUAUUGUACAGAUUUUAUUAGAGACCAGAAGGGGGAAAGAUUAAUGGGUUGAGGACGAUGGGAUUUUUUUGUUUUUUUUUUUUUGUUAUUGAAAUUUUCUUCUGAUGAUUUCGUUCUCUGUAUUUUGUUUCCACAUAUAAGAUUUCAAUUGUUGGUUGGAGGGUUCCAAUUCCUUGGAACAAUUUUGGUGGGUUUGAUUUCUUUGUAUGUAAAUUUGGAUGAUGGAGAGGAAUAACAAAUAGUUGUUCUUUUGUUUUUUUCCA